Lodderomyces margitis is the source of this 894-nucleotide messenger RNA. RefSeq lists its product as uncharacterized. The coding region runs from base 1 to 894 and encodes 297 amino acids. Lineage: Eukaryota; Fungi; Ascomycota; Pichiomycetes; Serinales; Debaryomycetaceae. The transcript has a single exon. The record is from RefSeq and is a predicted model, not a curated record.
AUGUUGAGGUUUGGAUUCUUGUUAUUAUCAUUUACAUCACUUGUGUUAGGAACUGUCGGGCUGUUUCAAAGAGAGAGAAAUUGCGACGCAUCCAAGAUUGAAGCUUGUCGGGUUGCCAAUGAAAUAAAGUAUUACAACUGCGAAAUCUUCUACGAUGAUUCAGAUGAAGAUACAGAUACAGAUACAGAUCAUGAUCAUGAUCAUGAUCACCAUGAUGACGAAGAUGACAGGCAAUACGAUUCUGAUGCAGAAGAAUAUUAUGUUGAAAGAAAAGUUUCUCAGUGUGUUUGCGGUUUGGGAGACGAUUAUUACACCAUUUGGACCGAAUGUGCCAAAUAUUGUGACCAUGAUGGUAGAAUCGACUUACAUUCCGAGGCGAUGAAAAGCUCGGUAUGUGCUGAGGCUCUGAAAGUGGUGCCUAAUUCCUAUCUUGCAAGCUACAUUUCAUCAAGAGACCAAACACAAUCACUAGCUUGGACAAAGACAAAGGAUUUGGACCAUAGAACUGAUGAUCUUUCCUCAAGGAUUUCAGCAAUAAUGAAGUCCAUAUCUGGUUCAAGCAAUACUGGGGAGUCUAUUGAGCCUGCUUUAUCUACAACAGAAGGUGUAUCAAGUGAUACUGCUGCUAAAACUGAGUUUGAGACAACUAGCUCAGAGGUUGCUUCUAGUACUAUUGUUGAUACCGCCGAGUCUGACAUAGCCAAUUCAAAGGGAACCUCAAGUGAUUCUGCUGCUGAAACGGAGUCUGACACAGCCAAUUCAAAGGGAACCUCAAGUGAUUCUGCUGCUAAAACGGAGUCUAACGCAACCAACUCAGAGGGUUCUUCUAGUAACAUUGCUAUUACAGCUGGUUGUGGCUCAUUAAUCUCUUUGAUUUUAUUAUCCUUGUUGUGA